Molecule: messenger RNA, 651 nt
Organism: Micromonas pusilla CCMP1545
Lineage: Eukaryota; Viridiplantae; Chlorophyta; Mamiellophyceae; Mamiellales; Mamiellaceae
Exons: 1
Coding region: 1-651 (216 amino acids)
Source: RefSeq, a predicted model, not a curated record
AUGACGCUGCGCGAUCGCGUCGGCCUCGGGAUCGGCGUCGGCGCGCCGUCCUGCCCCCCCGGCGACGCGCUCACGUCGCCGCGGCGCGUCUCUCUCUUCGGCACGACGUCGCGCGUUCUCGCGAAAGACCCCUUCGAAGCGCCGCGAAGGCUCGCGCCGUCGCCGCGGAAGCGACCCGCGCGCGACGACGCGCGCGCGACGACCGACGCCGAGGCCGCCGCCGCCGCCGACGACGCGUCGGUCGCGCCGCGGAAGCUCCCCCGACGCGCGCGCGUCCUCGACCCCGAAGACGCGCGCGCGUCCUCGCUCUCCCUUCUCUCCCCCGGCGAGAACGCCGCCGCAGCCGCCGCCGCCGCCGCCGAGAGGAAGGACGAGUGUCUAGAAGACGACGACGAAGAAGAAGACGCCGACGCAGACGACGCGAAGUCGCCGCCGCCGCUGUCGUGCGUCACGAUGCCGCCGGCGCCGUCCACGGCGGAGUCGUCCACCGCGGACGCGUCCGGCGGCGGCGGCGGCGGCGGCGGCGGCGGCGGCGCGAGACUGGCGGACGCGUUCUCCGCGAUACAGCUCCUCACCCCGGUGUCCGGCGCGGGCGAGGGCGGGAGGUCGCGGGCGCUGUCCUCGCGGCUCGACGCGGCGUGGGAUCUCUAG